This is a messenger RNA of Helianthus annuus (common sunflower), 2544 nucleotides long. Its product is annotated as F-box protein SKIP14. The coding region runs from base 713 to 1972 and encodes 419 amino acids. The record is from RefSeq and is a predicted model, not a curated record. NCBI's taxonomy places the organism in Eukaryota, Viridiplantae, Streptophyta, Magnoliopsida, Asterales, Asteraceae. The transcript has 2 exons. Gene Ontology annotation, molecular function: protein binding. Gene Ontology annotation, cellular component: cytoplasm.
CCUACUAAUACUCCCUACAAUACAAUUCCCCUCAUCCCCCUUUCCACACUUUCUCUCUCUACACCUCCCCCUUUCUCUCUCUAGAAUUCCUCAUAUCUCCAUCGCCAGAUUCCUUCCAACCGGAUCGAAUUCCCCUUCGAUUCCUUCUACUCCAUCUGCAUUCAUCCUUAAUCGAUUCACGCUAUUUCUCAUUCACGUUUGUUUGGAUUCACCGGAGAAUUAAUCGAUUUCACCGGAAGUUAGGGUUUCGUUUGUGUUUCAACAUUCAAUCAGGUCGUAUUCUUCCACUUUUUAGGUUGUUCGAUUCGUUUCUGAUUGAUUUUGUGUGUUGAUUUUGUGAAUUUAGGUUUUAGGUUGAACGUUAGGGUUUGUUAUUAUUCGUUGAUUCUUUAUCUGUACAGUUUUAGGCUAUAAUUUGUGUAUAUACCAGAAGCUCUGUGAUAUUUUUGGCGCGUUUUUUUUUUUUAAUUUUGCCCCUAAAAUUGAGGGUUUUCUUGUUGAAUUUUGUUGCGUGUGUUGUUUUGUUAACUUUAGGGUUCAUGUAAUCAUCAGAAAAAAAAAUAAGAAAAAGUCAAAAAAAAAAAAAAAACAAAAAAAAAUAGGUUGUUCUUCCUCUCUUCCUUUAUUGUUAUGCCAUUUAGUUGGUCUAGGGCUUCGUUGAAUUCGGUUUAGAUAGGAAAGUAGAAACAAUUGUCUUCUAGGGUUGUACAGUAUGACAUUGAAUUUCACCCAGCGUCCGAUUUUCCCUGCGCAUACAUCGGAAGACAAUAUGGUUUCGCAGUUGAGAACGGUAAACGGUGAGAAAGGGGGUCAAGAGGAGGUACAUGAUCGGUUCGGUUACCGGAGAGAGAUAGUUGAUAAGGGUGAGAAAGAUAAAAAUAAAGACAUUGUUGAUUUGUUGCCAUCGGAUCCGUUUGGGAUGGAUAUUGAUAUUAGUACCACAUUUACGGCGAUUACAGGAUGGUUUGGUGAUUUGGAACUCGAGUAUGGGGAUCAUAUGAGGAAUAAGGUUGUGAAUCAUAAAGAGGAUUAUAGGUUGUUUGCUGGUUUUAACUUCUUUUGGAACAGUGCUAUGAAGUUUCAGUCAUUGCCGACCAAUUUGAUGUACCAUGAUCAACAUAAUAAGGGUUUUGAUCGUGUAAGUGAAAGCGUUGUUGUCACGAAAUGCGGAGAGUCUGUAAAUGAGUUUGCUGUUUGUCCUGAUGUUAUUGGAGGAGAUCCUCAUGACGCGUUUGUUCUAUCUCUUAGUUAUCUUGGAACGAAAGAUCUUCUUAUGGUGGAGCGUGUUUGUAGAUCUUUGUGUUAUACGAUUCGUAACGAUUCUCUAUUAUGGAGAAAUCUUUACAUUGAUCAGCCAUUGAAUGAGAGAAUAACUGAUGAUAUUCUUGUCCGGUUGACAAACCGUGCUGAAGGUAAUCUACGGUUUCUAAGCUUAAUAAAAUGCCCAAAGAUCACAGAUGAUGGUCUGCGGCGCGUGUUGGAAACAAAUCCAAAAUUGACCAAGUUGUUCAUUCCUGGAUGCACAAGACUUAGUAUAGAGGGUAUAUUGAAUAAUCUGAAGGCUUUCAACUCAAGUACAGAAACUGCUGGAAUAAAACACAUAAGAACAGGUGGAUUUUACGGCAUAACACUUGAUCAUUACGAACAGUUGAAUAACUUGUUGGGAGUUCAGAAUAACAAGCACAUUCCAAACUAUUAUCACCUUGCAAACUUGCAUGCACCAUGUGACGACGAUCGCGCUUUAGAUGUUGAAAUCUGCCCGAGAUGUCAGAAUUUGAGGCUCGUCUAUGACUGUCCAGCUGGUGGUUGUCGACCAAAAGAUCAAUGUCGGGCUUGCAUAAUCUGCAUUCCUAGGUGUGCUGAAUGUGGGCGGUGUGUCCAUAAUAGUGAAUAUGAAGAAACGUUUUCGUUGGAGUAUCUUUGUUCAGAAUGUUUGAAACAGUUGCCUAGGUGUCAAGAGCCACAUGGCUAGGUGGGCGGGUCUACGCUUUUAUUGAAGGAGGAUAAAAGCCCGUUUCGGUUUGUCGUGUUAGUGAAUCCCCUAUUGCUUUGCUUUGUUGAUCGAAGACAAAAGAGGUAACAAGAAUAUACAAAAAGUUUAUUUAAAAAAGAGGGGUGAUUGCUAACUGAGGUCAUGGUUAGGGUUCAGUCAUGUCAAGUGUCACACAUGACCGUGGAACAUAGGUUCUUAUGAGACGACGAGUUAAAAGUGCGAUGAUGUGGAUGCACUAUACGUGGUCAUGACGGUCCAACCUUAUUGCACCGCUAUACCGAUGCGGUUUGGUUGGAGCUCUGGGGUUCAUGCGGACUAUACAGACGCGGUUUGGUUGGAGAUCUGGGGUUCAUGCAGGUCCAGUCCGGGGCAAGAUUGAGCCGGCCUGGUACAUUUAAAGAUCUUUAGACGUUUGUGUCAUUUAAUGUUUGUUGCGUUUAUGUUAACUGAUAUGUUUGUCAAUAAUAUGAGGAUUUGUUUUUUGCUAUUAUAAAGUGUUAUGUACAUGUAAUGUACAAUGUUUAAUGCGUGGAGUACAAGUUAUUGCAUCU